CCGUGCACGCGUACUUGAUUAUACAGCAGCCAGCCAGUGCAGCGGUAGACGCCGUGACAAAGGGCUGUUUCUGAUGACGGUUGUUGGCAGUCUAUAUCGUCAAAUAAUAAUCUAAACAUACUACAUGUUCAAGACACAUGUCCGCGCGAUGAGGGAUCGUUUGGCAGAGUUGGCCCAGGUCAGCAAAAACGUGGACAAGGGGUCCAUCCAACGAGUGAAUAGUUCACACAUGGACGAUUUUUUCAAGAAGGUGAAAGAGGUACAGUCUCGGAUAUUGAAGAUCACUUCUCAUGUAGAGGAAGUGAGGAGGAAACACAAUGAGAUUCUGUCCGCUCCGAUCUCCGAGCAGAGGAAGAAGCAUGAACUGGAGGAGCUGAACAAGGAUAUCAAGAGAGACUCCACCCUGGUGCAGGCAGAACUCAAAGCGAUCAAACAAGGCUUGUCUCUUGAUGAGAAUGAAAACAAUGCCUCAGUGGAUCAACGCAUACAGAAAAAUCAGCACUCGGAUCUGACCCGGCAGUUUGUGGAGGCCAUGACGGCUUACAGCAAGAUACAGGUGGCCUUCAGGGAUGAGUCCAAGAACCGAAUCCUCAGACAACUGGAGAUCACUGGAAAGGUGACUUCAAAUGAAGAGUUGGAGACCAUCUUGCAGUCUGACAAUCCCUCAAUCUUCACAUUUGAUGUGGCCCAGGACUCCCAAACGACGCGUCACGCCCUAAACGAGAUCGAGUCCCGGCACCAUGACAUCAUGGACCUGGAGUCGAGCAUCAGAGAGCUGAACGAGAUGUUCACCGACGUCGCCGUGCUGGUAGACACCCAGGGUAACCUGACGAAUAACAUAGAGAAGAACGUGAGCAGCGCUGCAGAGUACAUUUUCGUUGCCAAAGGAGAAACCAAGAAGGCAGUGCUGUACAAGAAGAAGGCGUGCAGGAAGUAUAUCAUUAUUGCUGCAGUUGUUGCAACAUUGCUGGCGUUGAUAGCGCUAAUUGUCGGUUUAGCCUUGGGUCUACCCAAGACCUAACCUCCGUCCAACCCAGACAUGGUGGACACUCAAAUGAAGGAUCAAGUGCACAAGCAUUAUACACCAGAAGAUGGCACUGCAGAUGUGGCUUCUGAUUAGACCUUCUGAAAAAGUGUUAAGAGUUAAGAUGGCUGGGUUAAAUGUCUUACAUUAAUGUAUUCAUUUAAUAUUGCCUAUUUUAUGUAAUCACAAUCUUUUUUAACUUUGAAUCGACUAUUUAUUAGUAUUUAUUUAAUUUAUAUCUAAUGUAGAGACCUUCGUGACCAAAUAUUUGUAAUGUCAUUGUUAUUCUAUCAAUGUCCCGUGCCUUUUGUUUUCUAAAUGAAUGUAUAUUUUGUAUUGUAUAGUUUCAUAAAAUCAUUAGCUGUG
Messenger RNA from Gadus morhua (Atlantic cod), 1390 nucleotides. RefSeq names its product syntaxin-2. The record is from RefSeq and is a predicted model, not a curated record. NCBI's taxonomy places the organism in Eukaryota, Metazoa, Chordata, Actinopteri, Gadiformes, Gadidae. The coding region runs from base 125 to 1021 and encodes 298 amino acids. Gene Ontology annotation, biological process: intracellular protein transport; synaptic vesicle fusion to presynaptic active zone membrane; exocytosis. The transcript has 11 exons. Gene Ontology annotation, molecular function: SNAP receptor activity; SNARE binding. Gene Ontology annotation, cellular component: plasma membrane; SNARE complex; endomembrane system.